GCCCACGACUACAGCAGCAGCCUCUUCCACCCCGGCAGUUUCCUGGGGGGCCCCGCGUCCAGCUUCACCCCCAAGCCGCGAAGCAAGGCCAGGUCCUGCUCGGAAGGCAGAGAGUGUGUGAACUGUGGAGCAACUGCUACCCCUCUCUGGAGAAGAGACGGCACCGGGCAUUACCUGUGUAACGCCUGCGGGCUCUACCACAAAAUGAACGGUCAAAACCGACCUCUCAUUAAACCUAAACGAAGGCUGUCAGCGGCCAGGAGAGCAGGGACUUGUUGUGCCAACUGUCAGACAACCACCACGACCUUAUGGCGACGUAAUGCAAACGGGGACCCAGUUUGUAAUGCCUGUGGACUCUACUAUAAAUUGCACAAUGUGAACAGGCCUCUGACCAUGAAAAAGGAAGGAAUUCAGACCAGGAAUAGGAAAAUGUCCAACAAAUCAAAGAAAAGCAAGAAAGGCUCCGAGUGUUUUGAGGAACUGUCCAAGUGCAUGCAGGAGAAAUCGUCUCCCUUCAGCGCUGCGGCCCUUGCUAGUCACAUGGCACCCAUGGGGCAUUUGCCACCUUUCAGCCACUCUGGACACAUCCUACCCACACCUACCCCCAUCCACCCAUCUUCCAGCAUCUCAUUUGGACAUCCACACCCAUCCAGCAUGGUUACAGCCAUGGGAUAAAACGCAAUCACCAAGAGACCCAGCCAGAGAUUAAGAACAUGGGGCUUUGCCUAAGACAACACCAAGUAAGAAAAUGUUCUGCCAAGAGGAGAAUGUAGGGAUGGCAAAGGGGAUCUUUGCUCCCAUGUGGUUUCACUCUUAAUGCUGGACUAAAACCUUGCAAAUGAUGGGUCUUCUGCAGAAACGUGUAGUGGUGCCUGUAAUGCACUUUGCCCCCUCAGGUAUAAGGAAAAAGAACUCACCUGUUCGAUACUUAAUGGCCCAGCAGGAAGCAAAAGGUGGCAGAAGCUGAAGGAAAAGGCUUGGAACUGGCUUUCCUUUCUCUCUUUGUUAUUACUGUGAAUAUUGUAAAGAGAUAUAAGCAGCCUCCCAGGAUGAAAUCGGCUCACUGGAAGCCAGACAUGCUGGAUUUCUAUUGUGGACUUUGUUUGGGAUGGGAAAAAUAAAGAAAAAAGAAAAAAAAAAGGACAUCUUUAUAAAAAUGUAAUUUUUAAAAUGAAAUCAGACACAAAGUCAUAUUUAUUUUACUCUUGUUUUCCA
Antrostomus carolinensis (chuck-will's-widow) is the source of this 1215-nucleotide messenger RNA. RefSeq names its product GATA-binding factor 2. The record is from RefSeq and is a predicted model, not a curated record. NCBI's taxonomy places the organism in Eukaryota, Metazoa, Chordata, Aves, Caprimulgiformes, Caprimulgidae. The transcript has 4 exons. Gene Ontology annotation, biological process: positive regulation of angiogenesis; positive regulation of miRNA transcription; positive regulation of transcription by RNA polymerase II. Gene Ontology annotation, cellular component: nucleus. The annotation marks the transcript as partial. Gene Ontology annotation, molecular function: RNA polymerase II cis-regulatory region sequence-specific DNA binding; DNA-binding transcription factor activity, RNA polymerase II-specific; zinc ion binding.